GCCGACCACUAUCCGUGGCACUAAGGUAAGCCCUUCUUGCACAAGAUUCAUAGGCUUCUCGUCAUAUCGAGGACGUGCGCUCGACACGUUCCGCAUGUCUCGAAAAAAGGACGUAUACUGCUCUCGGGAUAGGUCCGAGGGGCCUCUUUCUUUGGAGCCUUGGGAAAAAGGAAAGGGUAAAAGUCCUUUUGUCGACCUCUCCUGCCCUCCCCCUCAAGGUGCGGUAUGGACCCUCGCCUGUCGACUAAGCUAACUACACUUUACUCCCAAUGGUCUAGGGAGCAACACCUCGAACUCAAGAAGCGAUGACCUUAAACUCAACAUCGAACUACUGACACGCAAGUGGACUAACUAGACGGGCCUUCCUACCCGGCCCACACAGAUCGAAAAAGUGGCAGCAAAAUAACAGCUCUUUGCUUGCCCGUCCGUUAGUCUCUUAGCAAUCUUUCGCCAAUCUUUAUCAGUGUGGCAAAUGUGACGAAAGCCAUAGUGCAGACAUUGUAUGGUAACACAGUAGCAACUAAUAGCGGUCUUAAUCGCUUCAACGCGCGGCGGUACUUGUGAACGCUGCGGCGUUGAUGACGCAAUAAGUUCAACGGUGGCAACUUGCUUUGUCCAAGAUCGAUCGGACCUAAUCAGGCCAGCUUGAAAUAGACCUGGCUGGCAGUUGAUUGCUUCAGCAGCUGCGGCAGCAAUAGUACUAGCUGCAAAAGCAGCAGUGGCCUGUUGAUUGUCGGAUUCGUUGACUCUUAAAGGACCCGUUGUCGUCCUCGGAAAGAGACGAUAAGUCAAUUCGUCAAACGCACCGAGUGUUGUUUACGAUUGGUGAUCAACUUAGCCCAUCAAUUCAAGCUUGUUCGAAGAAUAACGAACACACGCAGCGGACGUGUUCUUCACUGACGAAAACUGACAUUUGAGUUUCAUAUCGUGACGCCACAGACCGCGCUGUACACUUGACCGGCCCUCAUUCGCGGUAAUUCGGACUACCAAUGCAGAUGUUUUCUCUCUCCAUUGUGCAUUUAUUUGUUGCAUAACAAAAAUGGAAAAUUAAGCGGCAGCUACAACAGCAGCAGAAGAUUUACGACGCUUAGAUGUAAUCUUGGCCUUCUGCGUGUCGUAGGAAGAUCCAGCACAAGUUUUGCCAUAAAGACACUAGUUAUCAGACUCGCGGACAAUCGAAAACUGCAACGACUGCUUGUUGGGGCAAUAUCUUUUUCGUCAUCAAUUUGAGAAGGGAAAAAGCCAAGACGCGUCGAAGGCGUACGACUCGCAUUAUCGUAGAUAGUAACAAUGACAACAUCAAAAUAGCGCGUUAGCUGUUGAGUUUAGUCAAGUGAUGGCAAACUGCAGUAAAUAGAAUAGUCCUAUCAGAAUACAUCAUAGUGAUGUGCAGCCGUUCAUGUGAACCCGUAGGCAAAAUACUAUUACUGUUAAUAGCUCGACGUAAAGAUGUAAUUAUUUCAAAAAGGUAAAAAGAAAGGAGAACAGAACAAGAAGAUAAAAAUCAUAAUCGAGCACUUGCCUCCCCUGUAACGGUUAUUAGCUGGAUGACGAGUGCUCCCAUGUGCCUUGCUCGGUACGUGUAUUUUAUCUCAUUAUCUCAAACCUCUCCUUAACACUCGAGAAACGAGUUGGCUGCAGUUGACCGAAGUGGUGACGCCAGCCCUGAUAACAAUAGUACAUACAGCGCUGCUGGUGAAUGUAUAGCAAAUAUGGAUACAGAAUUACUCAGCGAUUCAGAGUUCUGCGAUGCUUCGCAGGAUUUCAAUGGACCGUCGUCGCUGGACUCGGCCUUUAGUUUACAGCUGGACCAGGACCCAAACCUCGAAAUGACGCUUGCGAAACACGAGGGCGCGCUUACUGAGUUACGUAUUAAGCUCGAUGGUAUUGACCAUAAAAUCCAUUGCCAAACGGACGACGCGUUUCUCCUGUGCUUUCUACGGCACAAAAAAUUCGACGUAGACGCGGCCUUCGUCAGCGUACAAAAGUACUACAAGCUCCGUAAAGAGUUUCCGGAUAAGAUCUGGCCACGGGGAAAAGGUGUCAAGUGGAUGGAAGAUUAUGUGGCAUUAAACAACUGUACCGUGUUCCCGAUCCGGAACAAAGUUGACGGCAGCUGGGUAUUUGCAUGGCGUAAAGGAGACUGGGUACCUGAGGAGGAGAAAUAUGUCUUAGCCGACUACCUUACAUGGGGCCUCUACAUGGCGGAAUACUUCUUGUAUAAAAAGGCUAAGUUGGACGCCGAUGAGGGCUGGACGUUGAUCAUGGAUUUAUCAGGAUUCGAGGCCCGUCACAUCCCUUAUUGCGAUCUGCGUGUCGUUAGGGCGUACACGUCGAUUCUGAAAGGUGCACUGCCUGUCAAGAUCAAGGCGAUUCACUUCAUCAAUGUACCAUCGGUGUUCCAUUACGUGCUCUGUCUCAUCAAGUUCCUCUUAACGGAUAAACUCCGCAGCCGUUUCUUCGUGCACAAAUGUGUUGCGGACUUGAGUAAGACGAUCGAUCCGGAAUGCCUGCCAGAAGAAUAUAGCGGUUCCGGUACUAAGUUCAGCUCGCGAUGGCUUUUCGAUGAGAUGGUACAAUACGAGCAAGAGUUCGCUGAGAGGAGCUACUUUGGUUAUAGACAAUAGUGUGUGAUGCGGUAUGGUGUAUCUCUUUAAGUUGUACGAAUCGUUAGCUGCAUAGAUCAGAUUCGCACAGGUGUAAAUUUCAUGGCCGACCAACUGGUAAUGAUCACAAGAGUGGACGUGCUAUGGAGAAAUAAAACAGUCGUUACCGACAUAGAAAUGUUCUAGUAGCUGAAAAGAGAAAAUGACGAAGAGGAGCGACUAAUAAAAAAAACAACAGAAGAAAAAAUAGUAUUCAAUCAAGAGAUUUAUUAUCGUGUUAACAAGGAAAUAUUGAAGAGUCAAAUCAUAGAAAGGGGCACGAUGAUUCCCGUGUGUACGCAAGAAAAACGUAGAAGGUAGAAAAUGAUGAUGAUGUUAGCAGGGGGAGAAAAGCUGUAGAGGGGUAGAGUUCUUGAUUGCGAUUGGUUGGGGCCAACUAUAGUGAUGUUAUUCAUCCCGCCGCCGCUGCUGCUAUUGAAAGCCACCGUUCGCGAGAUCUGUACAGACGGAAGGUCAAGUGUAUAACGAACUACACAAAAGGAGAGGUUCAGCAGGAUGAGUCAAUUUUAAUUUGCGCACAGCAUACACGUGCAUGUUCAAUAGCGUCGGCAGGACCCAAGUCGAAGCGAGCCAUAUAGACGCGUUGCUAUAUAGUGUUAAUUGCCAAAAAAAAAGAGCAAUGUAAUACGUCAGUUUCUGGGUCCUUUAGCCGACCCGGUUAUUAGAGUUAAAAAAUAGAACGUUUUAAAAGCAAUGUAAAGAUGUAAAUACUACUUUAAUAAAAAUGUGUUGUAUAGCCGAGAGAAUGACAACUGA
Molecule: messenger RNA, 3422 nt
Organism: Varroa destructor (honeybee mite)
Lineage: Eukaryota; Metazoa; Arthropoda; Arachnida; Mesostigmata; Varroidae
Product: alpha-tocopherol transfer protein-like
Cellular component (GO): membrane
Molecular function (GO): phosphatidylinositol bisphosphate binding
Source: RefSeq, a predicted model, not a curated record